This is a messenger RNA of Hippoglossus stenolepis (Pacific halibut), 1545 nucleotides long. It is a transcript of the gene nkx2.2b, whose product is annotated as NK2 homeobox 2b. NCBI's taxonomy places the organism in Eukaryota, Metazoa, Chordata, Actinopteri, Pleuronectiformes, Pleuronectidae. The record is from RefSeq and is a predicted model, not a curated record. Gene Ontology annotation, cellular component: nucleus. Gene Ontology annotation, molecular function: DNA-binding transcription factor activity, RNA polymerase II-specific; RNA polymerase II cis-regulatory region sequence-specific DNA binding. The transcript is spliced from 2 exons. The coding region runs from base 147 to 941 and encodes 264 amino acids. Gene Ontology annotation, biological process: regulation of transcription by RNA polymerase II; cell differentiation.
GGUCGGCCCGAGCAGCUCCGGGCUCCCGCUUCAUUUAACGACCUCCAUGGACGCAGGUCCUCCGGUGUCUGCUCCUCUUUAACGGGCUGCAGCCGCUGAAGCAUCGCGGACUCGAACCUGCAACUCCCCGCUUCCUUUGCCUCGCCAUGUCUUUUGGCACAAUCACAAGAACUGGGUUCUCCGUGCGGGACAUCCUGGAUCUCCCGGACCCGACGGGAAGGUCCAGCGGCGGCUCCGGUACCGAGGAGACGGAGGAGGACGACCCGGAAGUCUCCGGCUCGGAAAACCCGCAGAAACGGGGAUUUAACGCGCGGAGCUUGUGCGGCGGAGGAGCCGGGAUCCUGGGCCGGUGGAGCCGCGGGGCCGGAAGCCUGCACUUCUCACUACACGGUCUCUCCUUCAAGCCUCGACCUGAGCCCAAAUCCCCGCAGCGGUCCGCGGACGAGUCCCCGGACCCGGAGCGGGACCCGGGGCGGGACCCGGGGGGGGCCGAGGCGCAGAAGAGCCGCGGCCGGAAGCGGCGCGUGCUGUUCUCCAAGGCGCAGACCUUCGAGCUGGAGCGUCGCUUCCGGCAGCAGCGCUACCUGUCCGCCCCGGAGAGGGAGCACCUGGCCGGGCUGAUCCGCCUCACCCCGAACCAGGUGAAGAUCUGGUUCCAGAACCACCGCUACAAGAUGAAGCGGGCCCGGGCCGAGCGCAGCCUGGAGGCGCUGCAGCUGCUGCCGGGCCGCCGGGUCGCCAUCCCGCUGCUGGUGCAGGACGGGAAGCCCUGCGACCGGAUCAGCGCGCAGGACCUGGAGGGGCCCCUCAGGUCCGGCCUCAGCCUGCCCCUGUGCGCCUACUCCCCGCUGCUGCACCCCUACGGCCCCGAGCACCCCGGCCUGCCGCAGCCGCACCCGGGGGUGCAGCAGCUGGCGCACAUGUACCACUGGAGCUGGUGAGGACUGGGACUGAGGCAGACCAGUUCAAGUGAGGAACCGCGACACACCAGAAAAUUCACUAAGUGAGAAACAUACAACUUUUAUAAAUGGAGUUUGGUCAAAUCUUAUUAUUUGUUAUAAAUCAGAAAAUGUGUAUUUUCCAGAAAGUCUGGUUUCUUUAAACGAGAUGUAAAAACACAGCUGAGGGAAAUAAAAUGUUAAAGUUAAAGCACACUUAAAAAAAUGAAGACUUAUUUCUGGUGGUUUCUGAUCUGGAUUUUCUUUCUUUAAAACUGAAAACCUGUUGAUUCUUCAUUGGUAUUUUUAAAGCUUCUUUUCCUCCAGAUGUGGAAACAUGUGAAACUGCACAGCUGCUUGUUGGACGUGCUCAGAGAGUUGAAGUGAUGACGCUCUGGAUGUUCUUGUAUCUGUUGGUCGUUGUUCUCGUUGUGUUUCUAUCACCAGGAGAUGUUUCCCUGUGUUUUAUAAAAUCUAUUUAUAAUGUUGACGUGAGGUGUUUUGUAAUAAACUGGAUAUUUAUGACGGUGAAUAAAAGUCGGAGCAGGUGUGAUUUCAUUUCAGACUUUAAUAUAUAUACUAGUUCUAAUGUGGAGUUGUUUUUAUA